Messenger RNA from Brassica oleracea var. oleracea, 948 nucleotides. RefSeq lists its product as uncharacterized. NCBI's taxonomy places the organism in Eukaryota, Viridiplantae, Streptophyta, Magnoliopsida, Brassicales, Brassicaceae. The record is from RefSeq and is a predicted model, not a curated record. The coding region runs from base 1 to 948 and encodes 315 amino acids. The transcript has 3 exons.
AUGACUGCUAGUGGCCAAGACGCAAACUUUCAAGUGUUCCCUAUGGCUUUUGCUGUCGUCGAUGGCGAAACUGAGGAAGCGUGGACCUGGUUCCUCACGAAGCUUGAAAGGAUCAUUCCUGACUCAAAUACCCUCUCCAUUAUCUCAGAUUGUCACUCUUCUAUAAUCAAAGCCAAGUGUGAUGUCUUCCCACAUGCACAUCAUGGAGCCUGCAUAGUCCACUUAAUGCGUAACGUGGUCUCACGCUACAAGAACAAAUGUCUAGCCAGAAUGGUGUGUGAGGCUGCAUUCUCUUACCGGCGCAAAGAUUUUGAUCUCUGUUUCGCCAAAAUCAGGCAAGCAAAUGGAGAAUGCGCCAACUACCUUGAGGGGAUUGGGACUUCAAAGUGGUCUAGGACUUACAUCCUUGGGAAUGGUUACAACCUAUUGACCAGGAACACCGCAGAGCAGCUCAACAAUGCCUUUACCAAAGCUAGGUCUUUACCAGUCAUUGAGCUAUUCAGGUUUAUCCAACGCAUGUUGACUCGCUGGUUCUCUGCUAAAAGGACCAAAUCAGCCAAGUGUCGGGGCUUUGUAACACCAGAGGUGGAGAAGGUCUUCCAGAAGCUCAUGAUCUCUUGCGGCCAUGCUCUCUUAGCUGCUGACUCCAUAGGUCUCCCAUAUGUUCAGCUUUUUGGUGAUUGCUACAAAACUCAGACAUGGAUUGACACAUACGCUGGUGCCAUUUACCCUGAAUCCCCCCUAGGAGUCUUCCCCAUUCCAGAAACCAUUACUUCUGUCCUCAUGUUCUCCCCUCAGACUCGACGAUCCUCUGGACGGCCAAAGGACAAGCGUGUCGCAUCAACCGGUGAAAUCCCGGCACCCAAGAAGAAAAAACUUGUCCCUAACAAAUGUGGCCGAUGCGGCGGAACAGGUCACAACAGGACCAAUUGCGUUGUCCCAAUCUGA